Anguilla anguilla (European eel) is the source of this 2117-nucleotide messenger RNA. Its product is annotated as neuromedin-K receptor-like. Bases 247 to 1374 code for a protein of 375 amino acids. NCBI's taxonomy places the organism in Eukaryota, Metazoa, Chordata, Actinopteri, Anguilliformes, Anguillidae. Gene Ontology annotation, biological process: positive regulation of flagellated sperm motility; G protein-coupled receptor signaling pathway. The transcript has 5 exons. Gene Ontology annotation, cellular component: sperm midpiece; plasma membrane. The record is from RefSeq and is a predicted model, not a curated record. Gene Ontology annotation, molecular function: substance K receptor activity.
UUGGUUGUGACACAGCUCUAUGAGCGCGUGCCUCCAACUUACUAAGAUUAGUUCUCAGAAAGGGAAAAGGCAAUUCUAAACGCGUUCUCAUGUUUUCAGUGCUCAGUGAAGUAUGUUCUCCUUCACAAAAUUUAGGGAUCUGCUCUAAAAAGUGCAUCAGAAAGUCAAAAUGAGCCCAGUGUGUGUGCAUUAAAUGAAUUCCGCUCAAGUGUAAUUUCUAGAAAAAUCAGAGAGAUCUGGAUAAGAAUGGAUGCAACUUCGGAACCUCGGCUGUCUUCGAAUCUUUCAUCUGAAGACGCAGAUGAUAGGAAUGAAACCAGCACUAACGUUUUCGAACAACCCGGCUGGCAAGUAGCUCUCUGGGCGAUUGCAUACGCACUGAUUGUAGUCGUGUCAGUCACUGGCAAUGUAACUGUCAUUUGGAUAAUUCUUGCGCACCGCAGAAUGAGAACAGUUACCAAUUACUUCAUUGUAAACCUAGCGUUUUCCGAUGUGUCAAUGGCAGCUUUCAAUACCGUUUUCAACUUCGUCUACGCCUUGCACAACGACUGGUACUUUGGAUUAGGAUACUGUCGGUUCCAAAAUUUCUUUCCCAUCACAGCUAUGUUCUCAAGUAUAUAUUCGAUGACAGCAAUCGCCGUUGAUAGGUACAUGGCCAUCAUUUAUCCAUUAAAGCCAAGACUCUCGUCCACCUCAACAAAUGUAGUCAUUGGAGUGAUCUGGAUUGUGGCUUUCUCCCUGGCCUUUCCGCAAUGUUUCUACUCUAAAACGGACUUUUACUCUCCUCGCACUGUUUGCACAGUGGACUGGCCUGGAGACUUUGGGGGAAAGCAUCAACUCUCGUACCAGAUAUCUUUGAUCAUCCUGAUCUACCUGCUCCCUCUGUUGGUGAUGUUGGUGACCUACAGCCUUGUGGGUCAGGCGCUGUGGGGCAGUGAGAUUCCUGGGGAGGCCUCCGAACACUACCAGAACCAGAUACAGGCCAAACGCAAGGUGGUGAAGAUGAUGAUUGUAGUUGUAGUGACCUUUGCCCUCUGCUGGCUGCCCUUCCAUUUGUAUUUCAUUCUGGGCAGCUUCAACAAAGACAUCUACAAACAGAAGUAUAUCCAACAAGUCUACCUGGCCAUUUUCUGGCUGGCCAUGAGCUCCACCAUGUACAACCCCCUCAUCUACUACUGCCUAAACCAAAGAUUCCGUUCAGGAUUCCGCCGUGCCUUCCGCUGGUGUCCCUUUAUCAAGGCCUCGGAGAAAGAUAAGAUGGAGCUGCAGCACACCAGGACCUUCAGGAUGACACGUAGCUUUCAGAUGGACUCCACCACCAUGCAGCGGGAUUCCACGGAGCGGAGCACCACCACCACGCUGAUGAAAUUCUGAAGCAACCUGCUUCUUUUCCAAAAACACAGAAAGGGAACAGGAGCUGGAGAAAGUCGUUAUCAGUAAUUCUAUGAUUACUUUCAGCUUUUUCACUAAAUACAGUACCUUUGGGUAGCACUGGAUGGUUCAGUGUAGAGUGCCAGGUUUGUUAUUCAUUAAAGAUAUUUCUAAGCUUGAAACGACUUGGGAGAGUCCAAUUGAAUGACUGUAAAUACAAGCUCAAUAUCAAGUACUAAUUUGUCAACACUUUGUAAUUCUUUCUCAGCCUAUUGUUGCAAUAUUUAAAAUGUUUUUGUGAUGAUUACACUUUUAAAUUCAAACACUAAAGCAUCAUUCCAAGGUUUAAAUGUAUAUAACAGGACAUACAGAGGGGUGACAAAUUAAAGGAAAAACCAACAUAAAGUGUCUUAGUAAGGUAUUGGGCCACCACAAGCCGUCAGAAGAGGUUUCAAUGCUCCUUGGCAUAGAUUCUACAAGUCUCUGGAACUCUACUGGAGGGAUGGAACACCAUUCUUCCCAAAGAUAUUUCCUUAUUUGCUGUUUUUAUGAUGGUAAUGAAGAGCGCUGUCUAACAUGUCGGUCCAAAAUCUCCCAUAGGUGUUCAAUUGGGUGGAGAUCUGGUGACUGCGAAGGCCAUAGCUUAUGAUUCACGUCAUUUUCGUACUCGUAAAACCAUUCAGUGACCCCUCAUGCCCUGUGGAUGGGGGCAUUGUCAUCCUGGAAAAGACCACUCCCAUCAGGAU